AGUCCCCGUAGAAGUCAAUAUCUCCAAUGAAGAACAAAUAUAGGAAAGAUUCCGUUUCUCACGCUAUUUACCUCGAUUCCAUAAAAUCUUUAGCUCCGGUGUAUGCUUGUGAUCGAUAGACCUAAUAAUGUUAUCACCACGUGUUUUAGGAAUUACUUUUUUAUAUUUUCUUACUAAAGCGGCAGUUAUUUGUCUGGAUCGUAGUUGAAUAUAGUCGUAGCUUUUAUAAAAUAUUAAAAGUUCUGGAUCUACUGAUAACUCUUUAUUUGUGGGAAGUAAUUUAUUUAACACAGCUUUUAUAUGUAAACAUAUAGUGCUUCAGAAAAUGGAGGUAUCAAAAUCGGAGCAUAAUCUAAAAUUACAUUUAAAAAUAAUUUAUACAUUUUUAGUUAUAAAUAUAAGUUUAUGUACUUUUUGUUUAUAUUUGUUGUUUAGCAGACAGACAGAAAUUAGCGAACAUAGUGAAAUAAAAACAGUUUCUGAUGGAAAAUAUAAUAUCACUGCUGAACUUUUACAACGAGAAAAACGUGGUACGCAUAGUUCUUUUCCAAAAUUGAGUUAUGGCUUUUUACAACAAUGUGCAGCCUUGUCAAAUACAUGCAAAAAACAAACAGCAACCUAUAAUCAACAAGAUAAUUACUAUGCAAGAUCAAAAAGAAUUGUAGAUCAGACAGGACCUCCAGGCCCACCAGGUCCACCGGGACCAGAAGGACAACAAGGUGAAAAAGGAUCAAAAGGUGACACAGGUCCUAGAGGACAUCAAGGAUUACUCGGGUUUCCUGGAUAUAAAGGAGACAGAGGUUUGAAAGGUGAUCAUGGUAAGAAAGGGGAGAUAGGACCAGUCGGUCCAGGUGGUCUGAGAGGAGCCAGUGGACCACCAGGCGCCCCUGGACCAGCAGGAAUCGAAGGUCCUCCUGGAAAAAGAGGACGAAAAGGAAUUAAUGGAUUACCUGGGCCACAAGGACCACCAGGUUUAAGGGGAACACAGGGUUAUACAGGUCCUAAAGGUGAAAAGGGAGAAACUGGUGGACAUGGUUUCUCAGGUGGAAACUGUACUUGCGGUAGAGGGCAGAAGGGAGAAAAAGGACCACGAGGACAAUUAGGAUAUACAGGAUUUAAAGGCGAUAAAGGUGAUGCUGGAUUGAAAGGGGAACCAGGAAAUGGAUACGUGGGUUAUACUGGUACAAAUGGUCUUAUAGGACCGAGAGGUUAUAAAGGUGACAAGGGAGACAAAGGCGACUCAGUAGUUAUUUCCUCCGAAGAUAAUGGAAGUUUAGUAAGAAACAGGAAAUUUCUCCCAGAGGCAAACACUGGCGAUAGAAAAGUUCCAUUAUCGCAGUACAAAGAUGCAACAAACAAAAGUAAAGGCAAAGGUUUAGCAUCACAUGCUAUUGGAUCUAUUUCCUUAAUAGCUUUUGUACAAGUUUUACUUUUAUUCAUUGGAUAUAGAUGACAGAGCUUGUAUUGAAUAGUAUUAUGGACAGAAAAGAUAACAUAUUGAGAUUUAAAGUAUUGAUUACAUAAACAUAUCGGAAAAAAAUAUUCGACACAUUUUAUAUUAGAAAAUAGAGCCGUAUUGCUUAAACCAGAGACAUGAAAUAUCAUCUCAUGAAUGAAUAAAAAGGAUUGUAAUAACUUUACGUUAGAGACAUAUUGAUACUUUUAGGAUAAUCUAACAGACACAUUUUCUGAUAUAUCAAAUAGUUAUGCCGUUGUCUGAAUAAUAAAACUGUCUGCUGCUGCUAAUAUUGAAAACGUAGAAAAGAUAUAAAAGGAACGUCGCCAGGAACAAAUUAUCAUUACGGGAAGGGAUUCCAAAGCGAGCUUUAUUGUUUCUGGUUUGUCUGUUCAUUCAAAUUAUUUUUUAAUGCCAGGAUCUUUAUAUUGUGACUAUGUUUAUAAAUACCAUUGAACGAUAUAAUAUAGUAAAAAACUGUACACCCUUAAGACCAUAUCGGGACUAACCAAAAAAGUUAGAUAAACAAACAGUUUACAAGACCGAAGUAUUCGGCAUUGCAGUUAACGACUUUGUUUGAAAAGAGCGUGAAAGAUUUGUGAUAUAAAUGCAUUUAUUUUAUAAAUUGUAUAUAGAGAUUAUAGUUUGAGCUUUUUGUUUAAUUUCAUUUUUAGAAAAUUGUUUGAAUAAAGCCAAUAAAUUAAAAUGAA
Molecule: messenger RNA, 2166 nt
Organism: Mytilus californianus (California mussel)
Lineage: Eukaryota; Metazoa; Mollusca; Bivalvia; Mytilida; Mytilidae
Product: collagen alpha-1(I) chain-like
Exons: 13
Coding region: 326-1453 (375 amino acids)
Source: RefSeq, a predicted model, not a curated record